Molecule: messenger RNA, 981 nt
Organism: Phytophthora sojae
Lineage: Eukaryota; Oomycota; Peronosporomycetes; Peronosporales; Peronosporaceae
Exons: 1
Coding region: 1-981 (326 amino acids)
Cellular component (GO): cytosol
Molecular function (GO): flavin adenine dinucleotide binding; NADPH-hemoprotein reductase activity; FMN binding
Source: RefSeq, a predicted model, not a curated record
AUGCCAGGAUCAACGCGAAAGCUGCACCGAGUCGCCCCUGCGAGCCUGACGCACGUGGAUGUGAUGCUCGGGUCUCUCACCGCGACGUCCGAAGAGUUCGCGCAUUCAUUGGUGGCGAAGGCCGAGCAGCAAGGAGCCACAGUCACCUUCCAGUCGUUGGACAACUUCAAUCCAGACCACCUCGUCGGACCAAGUAGCCCCUACCGAUCACCCUCCCGAGUGCUGGUCUUCGUACUGUCGACUCACAUGGCCGGCAAGCCAGCUUCGACUGCCGAGGCGUUCUUGCUGUGGCUUCAACAGUCUCCACAAUCAAUUUGUUCCCUACAUGGAACUGUUCGGGAAUCCGAAGUGGAGCCAAACAUUGAGGCGAGUGCACCGAGAGCUAUCACUCCGUCGAGUUCGAGUCCACGGAAACAUCGGAUAACUACUGUGCCGAAGACUGCUGCAGAGUUGCAAGCUCAGCCCCCGACCAGGCCUGCCUCUAAAUCGUCCAUGGUCGUUAACUGGCGGUACCCGUUCGGUGGCAGCGACAACUCGUUAAGACUCGACGACGGUCCUUUGAGCGGUGUCCAGUAUACGGUAUUCGGUGUGGGGAACUCGAUCUACCGCACGUUCAACGCCACGGCCAAGUACGUCGACACGAGGCUUCAUGAACUUGGCGCUCUGAAAGUUUUCCCGCUUGGUCUGGGUGACGCGUCGAAGUGGAUCGACGUCACCUUCAUGAAAUGGGAGAAACAACUCUUACAUCUCGUUUCGGCUCCAUCCAAUAGCGCAACUACUACGAAUGUCAACGACACCAAUGCGCACGAUGCUGACCAGGAGAUCACCCUUGGUCCAACACCCGCGGAUAUUUCGGCCAGCCAACAACGCGCGAAGAAGCCGUCGUUUACGAGGUCUCACAGUUUUGCUAGUAUGCUUCUAAGGCGACGCAGCGCUUUGGAGCCGAGCACACCAGUAGUGAUGCCCCCGCUAAAGCAAUAA